AUGUUGCUGCCUGCCUCCACCUACCUGGCAUGGCUGGAACCUGCCUGUUCCCUUGCCUGUCAGUACCAGGAGCUGGGUAACAUCGUGGAGCACAUGCACUCCCGGGAGGAUGCCUUCCGAACGACCAUCAGGGAGUUGCAGGACAAGCUUGAUGCCAACAAUCAGGACAAGCGAAAAGCCCUCCGAAAACUCAAAUCUACGCUGUCGGAGCUGGAGCUGACGCACCAGCGACUUGGUGAAGGAGGGGGUCCCUUCGAUGCAGAUGCACGCAAGCAGGGGCCGCUUCUCACCGAACGGCCCUCCAGUAAAUCUGGACUGCACAUCUCAGCGGCAGUGCUUGCCCUGGCUGUCUGGUGGUUUUACUCCCAGGACCAACCAGCCCUGCAGAGGAAGGUGGUCUUCUCCGUACUCUUCCCGCUGGCAUGGGCGUACGUCGCGGCCCUGGGCAGCAGACGGCCGCCCAUCACGCUCCUCUGCUGCGCCUGCUGGUUCCUGACCGGGUUCGUGGCGGCCUACCGCCUCUCGGCGGCCCAACGCACCCUCCUGUAG
Molecule: messenger RNA, 549 nt
Organism: Auxenochlorella protothecoides
Lineage: Eukaryota; Viridiplantae; Chlorophyta; Trebouxiophyceae; Chlorellales; Chlorellaceae
Exons: 5
Coding region: 1-549 (182 amino acids)
Source: RefSeq, a predicted model, not a curated record